Messenger RNA from Zeugodacus cucurbitae (melon fly), 4178 nucleotides. RefSeq names its product neurotactin (gene Nrt). The record is from RefSeq and is a predicted model, not a curated record. Lineage: Eukaryota; Metazoa; Arthropoda; Insecta; Diptera; Tephritidae. The transcript is spliced from 4 exons. Bases 635 to 3223 code for a protein of 862 amino acids.
GCGUCCCGGCGUGUAGUUUGAAAAACGCUUUGGACCGUCGCGCAACGUAUUACGGAUAAGUGCACAAUUCGCUUGGGAAUCGCGCUUUUGGUACAGCUGGAUUUCAUUGAUUCAAUGAGUUGCAAGUGAAAUAUCUUUGCAACAAUUUCAAGUUGCUGGUGCAGUGCGAUUUAAAAAGAAAUAAAAACAACAAAUAUACACAAUUUCAAGUAAUAUCCGUUGAGUAGUUAUAUCGAACGGUGUGAGAUUGAAAAUCAGAAAAAUACAAAAACAAAAACAAAAUAAAUAUCCCAAUUAAAAAGGAUAACAGCGCUCAUAAGUGAAUCUCUAUUGGUUUUUGGCAAGACCAAAGUGAAAAUUGUUUAUUUCGAAAAGGCAGAAAAUUCAAACGGGUGGAUGCUGUGUAUCGUGCGAGUCUACAGGAUAUGCAAUUGAAUUUGGAUAAAUUUGACUGAAUAUAUUUUCCAUACCACGGUCGAGCGAACUCAAGAGACUUGCAAACCCCGCCAAAUUUUAACUCACCUUUCAACAACUUAUACACAAACCAACACAACUUCUUUAGAUAUAAAUAAAGUAUAUCGGCAGCAGAAGCACCGAUAGCGCACGGACAGAUCAACGUAUAGCAAUACAAAGCAUGGGCGAGCUGGAAGAGAAGGAGACAGGACCAUCAGAAACUACAACACAGCAAGAGGCCGUCGACGAACCUAAAGAGACCGACAAAAUGCUCGACAAAAAGGAGGACGCCGAUGGCGCAGUGCAGCAAACAGAACAAGUCGCUGCCAGUCCAAAUACGGAUAAGAAAAAGGCUGCGAACUCAAAGCCAACAACACCAACACCCAGCACUAAGAAGUCACCAAGUCAGUCGGUUGAAAAACUCGUCGCUGGCACUGGUGACGCACAGCCGGCGAAGGCGAAUGGUGGUAGUGGCGAGGAGAUAAUUGACAUACCAGAUGCCGUUAAGCCUGAAGAAGGCGAUGAGAAGAAGAUGUCCACUGAAGAUCGUGAGGUCAAGCCGAAGAAGAUACCCAUUGGUGGUUUGAAAUUGCCCGGUUUCUUUAUGAAAAACAAGCCAAAAGGUGAUGGUGACGGCGCUGAUGGCGAACUUUUGGAGCGCGAAAAUAAAGAGGAAGCGCCAGCUGAAGCGGCAAACGUUGAGGGCAAACCGAAGAAGGAGGAAAAGCCUCGUAGUAAUUUUGGUGAACGUUUGCGCAACUUUUUCGUGCGAAAGCCAGCUGCAGAAAAGCAGCAGAACAAACAGACAGCGAAUGGAGAUGCCGAUGCAAAGAGUGAAGCCACCGCUGAAGCAGCUGCCACUGAUGGCGAAGCCUCGGAAGGGUUACCACAGAAACGCGGUCUUUUAAAUGCCAUCAAAUUGCCGAUUGCAAACAUGAUACCAAGAAAGAGGACGGAUGACGAUGUCGAACUCGGCAUGGGCAAGGCAGGACUGGCCUCAAUGGAGACGCUUGAUGAUUCGUUGAAAGAUCAAGAUUGUGUUGAUAAAGCGCCUGCCAAGAACAAUGGCACCGAUGAUGCGGUGAAAUUGAAGAAAACUGCAAGUGGUGAAAUCAAACCGGAAGCAUCGGAAGAGAAAUCUCCCGAAGAGCCUGAAGCACCCAUUUCGUUCGCCGAACGCUUGCGUUCAUACCGUUGCUCCCCGGAUGAUGGCCUGAUCGUGCUCGGUAUUUUGCUUUUCAUCGUACUCAUUGCUGUGAUCGGCUAUGUGCUCUCGCUUGAGACACUCACGUCGCCUCCGGUACGUGAGGGUCGUUUCAUGGACGCCGUUACGGGUUGUGGCAUGGUUGAGGGCCUGCAAGAGGAUGGCGCCUUCGCAUUCCGUGGCAUACCUUAUGCCCUACCACCCGUAAACGAACAACGUUGGCGACCGGCACAGCUGAUUGGCGGUAUCGAUGACUGCUGGAAUGGCACCUUGAAAGCGCACAAUGUGAGCAACUAUUGUACACAACGUUUGGGCAACGGCAGCAUUGUAGGUGACGAGGAUUGUCUGUACUUAGACAUUGUCACGCCACAUGUGCGUUACAACAGUCCAGUGCCGGUUAUUGUAUUGAUCGGUGCUGAGACCUUAACUGGUCCAUCACCUGGUGUACUCCGGCCAUCGGCUCGCUAUUCACGCUCGCAUGACGUCGUUUUUGUGCGUCCGAAUUUCCGUUUGGGUGCAUUUGGGUUCCUUGCAUUGGAUGCACUCACCAAAGACGCCUACCCACGUACUUCCGGCAACUAUGCGCUCUCCGACAUCAUCGCCGCAUUGAAAUGGGUUCAACUAAAUAUCGCGCACUUCGGUGGUGAUCCCAAAGCUGUGACUUUACUUGGUCAUCGCGCAGGUGGUACACUCGUUUCGGCACUCGUAACCUCUAACAAAAUUGAAGGUCUCUAUAAGAACGCUUGGGUUUCAUCGUCGUCUGCCAUUUUCCCUGGAAAGCCUUUGGAAGAGUCCGAAAAGCGCAAUGAACAGUUUGUGAAAUCUUUAGAUUGCAGCGAUAUCGAAUGCUUGCGCAGCUCAUCGACCGAACAAAUUUGGGCCGCCACACCAGACACCUGGUUACAUUUCCCCGCCGACAUACCCACCACAGAAGAGAAUCCCAGCGCGCAACAUGAAUGGCUUGUUUUGGAUGGUAACUUCCUGCAACGUCACCCCGCCGACGCCUGGAAAGAGGAACAUACAGGCCAACCGAAACUCGUUAUGGGCACAACAGCGCAUGAGGCACACACCGAGCAGCUGCGUCAACGCCACGCAAACUGGACAGCCGAAGAGGUCCGUGCAUUCAUUGAAGCUUCGAAAAUUGGCGCACUCAAUCUAACCGACGAAGCCAUACGACUCUACAAUGCGACAAACUAUCGUAACUUGGUCGCCAUGAUUACGGACAUACGCACCAUCUGCCCACUGCUGACCAAUGCGCGCCUGCAACCGUCUGUGCCAUUCUAUGUGGUGCAGCAAGGGGAGGGCGAAAACCAGUUGGCCACCGUCGAUACGGACGUGCUCGCCAUACUGGGCCGUUAUGAGCCGCACACAGCUGAACAGCGACGAUUCAUGUCGUCCAUGCAACAGCUGUUCUACUACUACAUCUCACACGGCACCGUACCGCAAUACGACCCGAGUCGACGAGUGCUGAAUAUUGCGCAAGACCCGCUGCCGCAGCAAGACCACCCGAACUGCAAUUUCUGGAUUAGUCACGACAUCGUGCCGCGUUACGCACGUGUGGACUAAGGGGGUUAAAGGAAAGGUUGGAAUAACGAGUGACGAAGGACGUAGGACAAACUGAUGUGUUAGAUGAACGAGUAGGAUGUGCGUGGCUGUGGACUUAGGGCGAAGUGAGUGAAAGAUGCGAUGCAAGUGAAAAUGGGAGCUCUGCGUAGUCCAGCGUGGCAGCACGUCGACGUUUCAUACAUAAAUUUACUCACACUCACACACACAUAAACGAAUGCAUUUAUACGAACUGAACAAGUUACAUGACAAGCAGUAGCUCCCAAUGAAAAAAGAAAAAAAAAUUGGCGAAAGUUGAAGAAAAGACGGACACUCAUAGACUUGCAUGAGAAAGAAGCAUGCGGAGAAUGACAGUGAAAAAAGUAUAUGUUGCCUGGCGCAUGUUUUCUCUGGAGCUUUAUAUACCGACUUUAUAUGGAAUUUUUUACAACUGAAAUCUCUUCUUUUUAUACAAAAUUUUCUUACUCAAAAAACAGAAACAAAAACAAAAACAAAGAAAAGAAUGCGAAGGUUUAUUUGUUUUUUAUGCAUAAUUAAUAUAUAUAUAUAUGAAUAUGAAUUAUUAAUUAUUGAGAAUUAAUAAAAUAUUUAGUGGCUAAGCAAUGCUAGUUUUUAUAUGUAAAUUUAAUUUAAAUAAUAAAUGAAACUAAAUUAAGAGUUAAUGAAAUUAAAUUUAUUUUAAAUUUUUAACGAAAUCAUUUGCAGCGUGCGCAUUUUCCAAAUUCAUUGAUUCGAAUAUCUGUGGAACGCAUUCCACAUGCAUACAUGCAUAAGUUUCAAGUAUGAUUUUUAUACAAUUUAAUAAUGUGUAAGUCCGUAUUUUAUGUAAAUUUAGCGUAAACACACACAUUCAAACAAACACAAACAACACUCAUAUACAUACAUACAUACAAAAUGCAAAUACGAAUAAAUUAAAAUAAAAAUGUGUAAAAAUUACUUGAGAAGUGAAAAACCAAAA